UUACAACUGGGAGAAAAGCACCCGCUCAGCCAUCUAGCAUGGCGCACAAUUGAGUGGCUACAAGGAAACAUUAGCUGUUUUUAAGCCUUGCGCUCAUAUACCAUCUACUGCUUCAGCCUCGCAAAGCAAACUGGCUAUCCAAGGCGGCUACAGCAUGUUAGCCACCAGCAUGCUCAGCAUAAAGGCGUCCCAGAUCCCGCGAGGAUAGUCAUUCUUUUGUUUCUUCCAAGUUCCAAAUCUCCAUCCCUGUCUCAUACCUCGUCGAUCAUUCAACCUCUGCCAUGAGUCGGAACGUCGUCAGAGCCUUCCAAACUUCCACCGCAGCUGCCAUUCAGUACAUUGGUGCUGAUAUGAUGCAAAUCACAAGCAUCAAUGGCCCCAACGGGGCUCGCUGGUUGCAAUCCACUCGAAACAUCUGCGACGCGGUCGAGAGAGCGGAUCCCCGGAUUGUAUUUGCGGAUAUCCAAGGUGCCAAAGCCCAUAUAUCCUCCAAGGACAGAACCGACCUGGAGGAAGUCAUCACGGUGGGGUUGCAGACACAAGGAGGCUUACGUGUCGGCACGCUUCAUGUACAUUUGAAUGGCUCCUUCAAGUUCUUCCCAUCCCGUGCUGGUCGGGAGGGCGGAUUUGGCACCAGGCUCGCGCAGGCCAAUAUCCCGGGCUACCUUGCUGGGGAGGAUGACCCCUGGGAUAAGACCUCUCCGGCAAAGGGGGGAGCUCCGGGCUCUGCAUGAGCGGGCUUCUGGGAGCUGCUAUCUUGCUGUACUGUUUUGCUUCGUAUCGUGUGCUUGAAUGCGUGUCAUUGUUGAAUUUGUAUUAGCUAGAAGUCCGAAUCGUGAAUAUCCUUCCCUGACAGAUAAGAACCCGGGGAAACAGUGGCAGAAAUUCACAAGACUGCCCGUGCCUGUACUACAGCCCCCGCGUCCGACUAGCGUGUGGACUAGUAUUCUCAUCCUCUCUAUUCUUAUAGUACAGUGUGAAAAGAACGUCAGCGG
Messenger RNA from Aspergillus ibericus CBS 121593, 995 nucleotides. RefSeq lists its product as uncharacterized. NCBI's taxonomy places the organism in Eukaryota, Fungi, Ascomycota, Eurotiomycetes, Eurotiales, Aspergillaceae. The coding region runs from base 282 to 734 and encodes 150 amino acids. The transcript is spliced from 3 exons. The record is from RefSeq and is a predicted model, not a curated record.